Molecule: messenger RNA, 2982 nt
Organism: Heterostelium album PN500
Lineage: Eukaryota; Evosea; Eumycetozoa; Acytosteliales; Acytosteliaceae
Product: peptidase M14 family protein
Exons: 5
Coding region: 1-2982 (993 amino acids)
Biological process (GO): proteolysis
Molecular function (GO): zinc ion binding; metallocarboxypeptidase activity
Source: RefSeq, a predicted model, not a curated record
AUGGUGGUUCUAUCUGGACAUCUACAAUCACUAUCAAAUGUAAAAUUAUAUACAAUUCACCAUGAUGGAGAUUCAAACAUAUUGGAAUUCAUUUCGAGUAGACAGAAAGAUCUAAUAGUGGAUCAUGGCAGAACACGUACCGAAUUGGAUGUCUACAUGCCUGAUCAACUCUAUCAAGAGUUUUCAACGUUGUUUCCAAAUAGCAUCAAUUUGAAACCGAUCAAUAGGAAUAUCAUCAAUCAAAACAAAGAAUCACCAAAAGUCAAUAAAAGAUCGAUUGGUUCAUUGGUUUCCCACGAUUCAUUUUACAGCUACACUGAACUUUCAGAUUUUCUGAAUUCAGUUGCAAAUAACUAUGGAAAUAUAUCGAAAUUGUAUUCUAUUGGUACUUCACAUGAAGGAAGACAGCUAUGGGGUAUCGAUAUCACUGCCAAUCCAAGAAUGGAUGAAAUGGAACCACAAAUUAAAUUGGUUGGAAAUAUGCAUGGUGAUGAAAUCGUUGGCAGACAUCUAUUGAUCUAUUUAAUCGACCACCUUGUCACCAACUAUGAAACCGACCAAACCAUUAAAUAUCUAUUGGAUAACACCAAAAUAUCAAUAGUUCCAUCAAUGAAUCCAGAUGGAUAUGAAAGAGGACAACGUGGAAAUUAUCAUGAUAUAGAUAUAUCUAAAGAUUUAAAUAGAAAUUUCCCUAAUCCAUAUCCAAUAAGUCAAUGGGAGGUAACUCCUAUCCAACCAGAAACAGCUGCAAUCAUUAAAUGGACAAGGCAAAAUAGAUUUAUUUUGAGUGCAAAUCUACAUGGUGGUGCUGAAGUUGUAAACUAUCCUUAUGAUUCCUUGAGAGGAAGAAUACCAAACUAUGGAGGUGUUGGUGAAUAUAGUGCGGCACCUGAUGAUAUCACUUUUAGAAAGAUUGCUUUAACCUACUCACUGAAUCACAAGACAAUGUAUGAAUCGAACGAGUUUCCAUCGGGGAUCACCAACGGUGCUUCCUGGUAUGUUUUGAAUGGUGGAAUGCAAGAUUGGAACUACGAUAAUACCAAUGAUAUGGAGAUCACCGUUGAAGUAUCGAAUGACAAAACACCCUUAUCUUCGGAACUUCCUCUCUACUGGGACAAGAACAAGAAUGCUUUGUUGUCAUUCCUCAUGCUGCCAUUGAAGAUGGGUUUCUAUGGAAAGGUCUCUGCGAUGAAUGGUGGUCCUGUCCAAGCAAAGAUCGAAGUGGAAGGUAUUGAUCAUCCAAUUUGGUCAUUCGCUCAAUAUGGAGACUACUACCGAAUCAUCGAUGCUGGCUUCUACAAUGUCACUGUGAGUGCACCUGGAUACAAGACUAUCAACAGAAUGAUCCUAGUUCAGAAUGGUCAUAGAACAAAGAGCGAUUACAUUCUAGAGAAAGUCAAUUCCUUUGAUUUCAAUGCAAAGCUAGAUAUCGCACCAAAUUCAAAGGAAUUACUCUCAGUGGAGGAUCACAAGUUACCAAAACCAAUCCCAAUUGACAGCAGCCAUAAUGAUAACUCUGUCCAACAAGAGGAAAAGUUCUUUACACUUGAUCAUAUGACUAUCAUAUUGAUUGUAACAGCAACAUUGGGAUUGGUAAUACUAUCACUAUUGGUGGUAAUUGUAAUUCUAAUUAAAAAGCAACCCAGUAUCCACGUCUCAAACUGUUCAUCAAUGUUUGAUUCAUUCAUACAAUUCCCAGUACCAACUGUCAAUGAUGAUGAUGGUGAUAAUGAUAAUGAUGAUUCAAAUAACAACAGCAACAAUCAUCGACAUCAUCAUCAUUCCAUAAAUAAACCGUCAAAAGGUCUAUUGGAUCUGUUAAGCUCUCCACCUGAAUCACCGAUACCAACAUUACCUUCGGUAGUUACUACAAAAAAUAAUAAUGAUAAUGAUAAUGAUGAUAAUGAUACCAAUCUAGAAGAUAAUAGUAAUAGUAAUAGUAAUAGUCAAACAACAACAACAAACACAUCUUCACAAUCAUCUAACAACACUACUGCUGUUGGUAUUAUUACGAAUAGUAGUAGUAGUAGUAGUAGUACAACAACUACAACUCCUAGUAGAUCUCUGAAUAGAUCUGGCUCUUCAAAGAAUAUAGUUAGUCUUGAGAAACAGCUCAACGAUUGGCAAACCGAUUUCUAUCCAUCGUUGGCCUAUCGCCAAAAGAAUAAGCAUCAGAAGCAACUAAAGAAAGUACAACAACAGAUACCAAUUGAUAAUAAUAGUAGCUAUAUAUUUAAACAACAACAACAGAAUUCACAAACACCAACACCAACACCAACAACAUCAUCAACACCAUCAUCCCCGACAAUCUCUUUAUUUUCAAACAGCAGUAAACCUGGUGAAUUUCCAGUGUGUGAUGAAGAUAACCAACUGCUGAGUAAACGUGUAUCUCAAUGGCAACACGAUAUCAACAGUGAGAUAGAGAGUUUCUCACAGAGUUUUAUAGCAAGCCUACCGGAGCGACUAAAAGACUUUCACAAAUCAUCGAAAGAUAAACAACCUUUGUUCCUUACACCGAUCUCCAGCAUAACUCCUAUAUCUGGCUCGCCUUCUUCACUUUCACCAACACUUGCUAGUAGCAACAACAAUAACAACUAUAGUAGUAGUAGCAGUAGUAGUAGUGGAUCAGACCUAUUAUCUCCAACACCAUUACCAGCUUCACUGGAACAGAUUUCAACUUUUGAAGAUAAAGAUAAGGAUAAAGAUACCAGUAGUUUAAAUGUAAAUAUAGAGAACAAUAAAAAUAUGAUACCAGAGAUAAAAGUAAGAGCAACGGAAUCACCUAUUCUUAAGAAUACUACACCGGAAGUCGAUCAAGAACAACUACUACAUCCACAAACAUUGCCUCUGGAAUUGAAAAAGUCGACCGACGAUUUGGAAUCCAACUUUCAAACAUGGAGAAGACUAUUCAAUGAGAAAAUGGAUCAAAGAAUGAAAAUUACAGAUUUAAAGACUCAUGGAAAGAUACAAAUAAAUGAUUAA